AAGGGAGAGUAACAGACGGAAGACUCUGGUAAUGUGCUUAAUACCGGUUUAACCGGUUUCCCACACUGAGGGGAGUGGCUGUGUUCAGCCUUGCGCACUACACCACUCAGGACUUCACUGACUUUUUAUCACACUGUUCAGAGCAGGAGCAAGCGAUUUUAGACGCCAGACGCGCUUAUAGCGACAAAAACAAGCUGAAGCAAGAAGCCAAACUCCUGAACGGAGCAGCGAGUGUUGUUGGAGUCGACUCUGGAAAAACAAAAGCCACAGAAUGCCUGAGGAAGAAGAUCAUUACGGAAAGCAUGGUGAACCCAGAAAAUAUGACCCCAGCUUCAAAGGGCCAAUCCAUAAUAGAGGCUGCACAGACAUUUUAUGCUGUAUUCUUUUCAUCUUGGCCAUAGUUGGAUAUGUCGCUGUGGGAGUACUAGCAUGGUCUCAGGGUGACCCUAGGAAGGUGAUCUACCCCACAAACAGCAGAGGGGAAUUCUGUGGUCAAGUUGGCACUCCUUUGGAGAACAAGUCCUUCCUGUUGUAUUAUAACAUCCUGAAGUGUGCCAGUCCUGUAGUCCUGCUAGAGUUCCAGUGUCCCACCACUCAGAUUUGUGUGGAGAAAUGUCCUGAUCGAUCCAUGACUCUGGUAAAUGCCAUUGUUAAUACCGGACACUGGAAUUACUACAAACCCUUCUGUAUACGAGACCCAGGCAACAUGGCAGUUCCUGAGAUCCUGAAACACCGGAUUUGUCCUGCAAUGCUCAUCUCUAGCAAACCAUUCACACGGAGGUGUUUCCCCGCUCUUGGCAUCAAGGGGAAUGAGGUCACUGUAGGAAACAGUACCGAUUUUCAGGAUGGAGAGGGUAGAACUGUACAGGCCAAGGACCUACUGCCUGCUGUAAAGAAUGCCACUAUAGUUGCUGAAACUCGAAUCGUGGUAAUGAAGAUCUUUGAGGAUUUCACACAGUCUUGGUAUUGGAUACUCCUUGGUCUGGUCAUAGCAACAAUUCUGAGUCUGAUCUUCAUCGUACUGCUGAGGUUCUUGGCUGGCAUCAUGGUCUGGGUUAUGAUUGUCAUGGUCAUCCUCGUCAUUGGAUACGGUAUCUUCCACUGCAGUAUGGAGUACGUUCAUCUAAAGAACGCCCCUGGGGCCAACAUCACCCUCGUGGAGCUGGGUUUCCAGAUGGACUUGAAUGUGUACCUGCAUAUCAGGCAGACCUGGUUAGCCUUCAUAAUCAUUCUGGCAAUAUUGGAGCUCAUCAUCAUCCUGCUCCUUAUCUUCCUCAGAAAGAGAAUAUUAAUCGCCAUUGCUCUCAUCAAAGAGGCCAGCAGGGCCAUCGGUCACGUGAUGUCAUCGCUGUUUUACCCUCUGUUAACCUUCCUUCUCCUAGCCAUAGUCAUUGCGUACUGGGCCAUCACAGCUGUCUUCCUCUCCACAUCCAAUCAGGCAGUGUAUAAAGUGUUUAAUCAGACUGAGUGCCCUUAUGCAAGGAGAACCUGCAACCCUGAGAACUACACCGGCACUGAAAUGGCGAUACAGUGCCCAAAUUCUCAGUGCCUUUUUGCUUUCUACGGUGGCGAAUCUGCCUACCACAAGUACCUCAUCCUCCUGCAGUUCUACAACGUCUUCCUCUUUUUCUGGUGUGCCAAUUUCGUGACAGCCUUGGGUCAGAUGACUCUGGCAGGUGCCUUUGCUUCCUACUACUGGGCAUUCAGCAAGUCUAAUGAUAUGCCUGCCUGCCCAGUGUUUGCCUCAUUUGGCAGAGCUCUCAGGUAUCACACAGGCUCUCUUGCGUUUGGUUCUCUCAUCUUGGCAAUCGUCCAGGUCAUCAGGGUUCUGCUGGAGUACCUGGACCACAAACUAAAAGGGGCACAGAAUAAAUUUGCCAAGUUCCUUCUCUGCUGCCUCAAGUGCUGCUUCUGGUGCCUGGAGAAAUUCAUCAAGUUCAUCAACAGGAAUGCUUACAUCAUGGUGGCCAUUUAUGGUAAAAAUUUCUGCACUUCAGCCCGAGAUGCCUUCUUCCUUUUGAUGAGAAAUGUGAUCAGGGUUGCUGUCUUGGACAAGGUCACAGACUUCUUGUUGUUUUUGGGGAAGCUCCUUAUUGUGGGCAUUGUAGGUAUCCUUUCCUUCUUCUUCUUCUCUGGGAGAGCAAAAGGAGUGGAUCUUGUUCCUAAUUUGCACUAUUACUGGGUGCCCAUUCUGACGAUCAUCGUGGGCUCCUACUUUAUUGCCCAUGGCUUCUUCAGUGUGUAUGCCAUGUGUGUCGACACACUCUUCCUUUGCUUCUGCGAGGACCUGGAGCGCAACGACGGCUCUGCGGCUCGACCGUAUUACAUGUCGUCAACACUGCAUGAGAUCCUGUUGAAAAACACGGAGGAGCCCGCUGUCAGCUCUCCAUCUUCACCUCAGGAGGAAGAGGUCCCUCUGAGAACACAAAAGGCCUCCAUGGAAUGAGACUAGCAUGAGCCUCCAAAGAUUAGUCAUUCUGUCUAAGUUUCAUAUUUGAGUGUGCAGAUGUUUAGAUCUCCUUACAUUUGUGAAAAGUGCUCACUAUUAUGACAUAGACUGACAGGUACUGAUAAUCUGUUCAAUCUAUUGUUCCUGUUAUUAUAAUUGUGGGAUUAAUUCAGUGGCAUAGUGAUUUCCUCGUGCUUUUAAAGCUCGAAAUUGGCGUGUUGAUUGAAAUCAUUUUCUUUAAACAAAGCUGCUUGCAAGUGAGACAGAACACAACUGAGCAGUUGAGAGUUAAGAGCCUCGCAUGGACCCCACAGUAGUGGUGUAUGUGUCUUGUGCAGGAAAUGGCAAGUUUUAAAUGUACCAAUGUACGUUUCUGAGAUCAUUCUCCCAUUCUCCAAAAAAACAAAACAAAAAAACAACAAAACUAUUAUAGGCUGAGGAGAAUGGAUGUUGCCCUAUAGCUUAAACUAUAGCCAAUUACAAGUGUGAGGAUUCUUGUCUUUUACAUAUGUUUUGUAAAAGAAAUACUGAAUAUUCAUUUGGCAGUUUAAUAGGCACUCUUAAAGCCUAUACCUAUAUCAUUCACUGAAUCUUUGUAGUGCACCUAUUUGUUAUUGAGUGCAGCCCAUUGUACAUUGAAGCUGUCCUGGUGGCUCUUGAACUUCCGACACCUUGCUAAGACACUUUGUUGGUUUUCCUUUAAUUUGUAACUUGACUGUAUGUGAAGAAUCCAGGAAGUAACAGAGGCGUACUUCAGUUGCAGCACAGUACAUAAAAGUUCCAUAGAAACACCUUGGAAGUGUUUUUCAGUGGGCAUGUCAUUAAUUUCUCAGAAGCACUUUACAUAGCUGAAAAAUGUUUGUCUGAAACACACUGUUUCUUUGGAAACUUUGUGUUAUAUGCAGCCAUUUUUACUACCUCUGCACACUUUAUAUGCACUCACCAGCCACUUUAAUAGGAACAGAUAUACCCCUGCUCAUUCAUGCAAUUAUUCAGUCAGCCAAAUGUGGCAGCAGUGCAAUGCAUACAAUCUCUGGCCCCAACAACCAGUGAAUGAGAUCUAUUUUUUUUCCCCAUUCUGAUGUUUGAUAUGAGCAUUAACUGAAGCUCUCGACCUGUAUUUGCAUGAUUUUAUGCACUGCACUGCUGCCACAUGAUUGGCUAACUGGGUAAUUCCAUGGCUGCUCAGGUGUACCUAAUAAAGUGAUUGAGUGUAUACAGAACUGUGCAAAAGUCUCAGACAAAUGUAAAGAAAAUCUGUUCUCUUAGGUACACUGCUGUGCAGUUUUAUAAUGUAAUUGGAUUGUAGGUUGUUUUAAGCAUAUUGGAGACCUUGCCACAGCUCUUUUCUGGACUUUUACUGUCUCAUUUGCUUCACUUUCUGCAUCUAAUAUCAGACCACUUCAAUGUUUUUUUUUUUUUUUUUUUUUUUUAAAUCUGAAAAGUGACCUAUUACUUAAUGUAAAACAGAUCCAUAAACAUGACACCUCGGUGAAAAAAAAAAAAAAACACUGAACCUCUCCCUUUAAUGACAGGAGUUCAGUACUCCUGUGGUGUAUCCAGGUUUACGUUCUGUCUGUGCCAUGUGGCGUUUUAAUUGUAUGAAAGCUGCAUGGGGAUGACACUUGAAGAUGGGCUGGCAGGUUGUUUCAAUAUUUAAGGAAAGUGUAUACAGUCAUUCUUCUUGUGGUGCCACCUGUUCUGUGAUAGGAAUAAUACACUGCUACUAUGCUACUAUGCAUUUACUUCGUAGCUGUAAGUAUUUGUCUAAUAUUAAUGAAAUCUGCUGAUAAGGUGAUGCUCAGGCUAGGUUUUGCUGGAUUUGUAAACUAUUUUUUUUAAUGCAAAUGCUACCACCAGUAAGUGCUGUUUUUCAUAUAAUUGAUUUUGAAUGUCAUUGGCAGUUAGAUACGCAUGUUUCAAUGUUAUUUUCUAUUGAUAGCUGCACUUUUUCCAGACAUUAAGCCUUAUCUCUCCAAAGAAAGCACCACUUUGCCUUGAACUGUAACCACAAUGAAUAUGCCCUGUUUGUCUAGAAGGACUUCUCAGCUUUGUUCUUCUUUGCACUUUUAACUGUCUGAGAGUGGUGCCUUUUAAUCUGUCUAUUAAAAUGUAUAUAUGUUAA
This is a messenger RNA of Pangasianodon hypophthalmus (striped catfish), 4574 nucleotides long. Its product is annotated as choline transporter-like protein 2. The transcript has 22 exons. Gene Ontology annotation, cellular component: membrane. NCBI's taxonomy places the organism in Eukaryota, Metazoa, Chordata, Actinopteri, Siluriformes, Pangasiidae. Gene Ontology annotation, molecular function: choline transmembrane transporter activity. Gene Ontology annotation, biological process: transmembrane transport; choline transport. The record is from RefSeq and is a predicted model, not a curated record. The coding region runs from base 272 to 2446 and encodes 724 amino acids.